CACCGCCUGGCCACACUCGAACCAUACAGCUGUGGCGUCCCGAUCAAAAACUUAACGCUUUUCCUACAUUUUCAUUAAGCGCCAUUUUAGACCAAUUUUAACAUGGAGCCAAUGACGCUGGGCAGCCCGGUCAACAGCCCCGGCUCGAACCAGAGCCAAUACCUGCCGCCGUUCCUCCUGGGCGAUCCCCAAAACCUGACGCCGCACAAGAACACGCUGUCGCCGAAGCCCGGGCGCUACAAUGUCAGCUUUGCUACAUCUCCGGGCGGCAGCAGCUCCCACGAGUUCAACCGAUCCGCCAUGAACACCCGCACUCUGUUUGGCGCCCAAGGAGGCGUCCACAAUGUUUCCCAGCCCGCAGUCGGCGGCAGUGCCACCCCCAGCCACAGCCACGCCCACUCGCUGAGCCACCACCAGGCGGGACCGCCCACCCAAGGACUCUUCGACUCGCUGCGAGAACAGCCCACCACACCGCAGCAGCGCAGCCAUCAGCUCAGCAUGCUGCAGCUGCAGUCGCCGUAUCAGAGCUAUCAGUCCAACGAUUCCUUUGCGCCCGGGGCACCCAAUGCCAUCAAUGCCUCCAUGCGGGCAUUGUGCUCCCCACUGGGGGCUACCGCCUCGCCAGGUGUUUCGAUAGCGGGAUCGAAGGCAAUAGCAGCAGCAGCAGCAGCGGGCAACUCCCGCAUGGCCGACUUCUGGGUGACCAUCUUUGGGUUCUCGCCCGGGGCCAGCUCCAUGGUGCUGCAGCACUUCACCCUCUGCGGCACCAUUGUGGACGUGGUGCAUGCCCCGCAGAACGGGAACUGGAUGCAUGUGCGCUUCUCCUCGCGCAUCGAGAGCGACAAGGCGCUGAACUACAACCACAAGGUGAUCGCUGGCAAUGUGAUGGUGGGCGUGGCGCGCUGCUCGGACCGCUCGGUGAUCGACAAGGAGAACAGCAGCGGGCUGGCCAAUGCGGAGCCGCCGUCAACUCCCGCAGCCAGCCCCGUCCUCGUCCGUCCGUUCGCCCAGCAGGCGUACAAGCAGGCCCGCGACGUAAACAUCAUCUCGCCCACAAAGGAUGUGCCCCAGAAGAGUUCCGGGCUGAUGGACAAGGCCAUGGACCUCAUUUUCGGCUGGUGAGGCGGGAAGGAAGGCAUGAAGGCGGCUGGCUUUUCCGGCUACUUAUUUAAUAAUCACUGCGUACAUCCAGCAUACAUACAUACAUACUUAUUAAAAGAGAUACAAUAGCAA
Molecule: messenger RNA, 1233 nt
Organism: Drosophila rhopaloa
Lineage: Eukaryota; Metazoa; Arthropoda; Insecta; Diptera; Drosophilidae
Gene: Nup35
Product: nucleoporin Nup35
Exons: 2
Coding region: 103-1122 (339 amino acids)
Biological process (GO): NLS-bearing protein import into nucleus; nuclear pore organization; regulation of DNA-templated transcription
Cellular component (GO): nuclear pore central transport channel; nuclear membrane; nuclear pore nuclear basket
Molecular function (GO): phospholipid binding; structural constituent of nuclear pore; single-stranded DNA binding
Source: RefSeq, a predicted model, not a curated record